Molecule: messenger RNA, 2759 nt
Organism: Poeciliopsis prolifica (blackstripe livebearer)
Lineage: Eukaryota; Metazoa; Chordata; Actinopteri; Cyprinodontiformes; Poeciliidae
Gene: senp2
Product: SUMO specific peptidase 2
Exons: 17
Coding region: 162-1958 (598 amino acids)
Biological process (GO): protein desumoylation
Cellular component (GO): nucleus
Molecular function (GO): deSUMOylase activity
Source: RefSeq, a predicted model, not a curated record
GACGCACAUCCUGCGCAUUUCAACACAGAGAUGCUAACGCUGGGCUAAAGCUCCACUGGUAACCGUUGUGUCGUACAUUGUUGUCUGAGGUUUUAACCUGUGGAAAAACAGUCCUGGCCCGUUCGGAAGAACUCGUUCCAUUUUUCUCGUAUUUGUCUGGGAUGUAUGGAUGGAUAGUUGACGGAAUCUCGUCUCUGUUUGAGCCCGUCACCGGGCAAAACCACACCGAGUGGCCUGCGAGAAGAAGGGGCAGCGGGGAAGGACCACGGCGGGAGGACAGCCACGGAAGACCGACUAAACGGAACUACAGAAGUGUGCAUGUUGCCGAUGGUGUUUGUCAAAGUGACCCAGUGGCGGCAAAACGACGCAAACGCGAUGUUGUGAUCAGCUUUGUGAAGAAGACAGUGGCAAGCAUAGCAGGUCUGAUGAGCCUUCGGAGACCGCUGCCUGCAAGGUGUCAAAAUCCAAACAAGCAUGAAGAAACACAGCCUGUUACUCUAAUGGGCAUAGAUGAGCUUCACACUUCAUGGCUCAGUGGUACUGACUGGAAAAUGGAUAAAUCUGUAGGUGGGAUAAAUGACAGGAGCUCAAAGAAUCCCUUUCAAAGCACUUUACCCCCUUUAAGAAAAUACAGUGGAGCCACGCUCCCAUCUGGGCUCCCAGAAAGAGGGAAGAACUGGGAGAGAAGAGGCUCCCUUCAACUGCUGCCUUCAAGGCCCGCUAUCAGAGUGGGAACACCUUAUCCUGAACCGAUUUCUAAUGGCUACGGACACACACGCUGCCCUAAACCCAGUCUUACUGUGGAAGAGGCCAUAAAGCAGAACAAUAAGGAGCACUACAGACGCCUACUGGAGAUGGUGACGGAGAAAUACAGCAAAAGCCAACCGCUACCUUUCAACCAAGCUAAACCGCAUGACGAGUCGCUGUUACAGAGUUCCCACAAAACAUCUUCAGAGAGAACCUUUGAUUCAGUCUCCAGGAGGGUGGUGUGCACAGCUUUACCAACUGUGUUUACGUACAGAAAUACUACUGCAACUAAGGACAGGUGGGGAGGUUUAUCUUUUAAUAAGUCAUACAGUGAAACCCUUCAGGAAAAACAGCCUGUUAGAUAUGCAAAGCAAAAAGCAGCAGCCGAUGUGGACCUUUCCACAGAAGUCGCUACUCGCCUUAAUCUCGUGGACAGAGAUGCUUCUCCGUUCAGCGCCACUGAAACUCAAUCUUCCUAUGCUUUACAUAUAAAGCACAGUGAUGAGGACAUACCCAGGCUGACCAAGGAAAUGGCAGCGGAGGUUUGUGAAGCUUUGGCUCAGAGAGAUUCUAACCUUGUUUUAAGUUCAGCUUUCAAGCUUCGCAUCACGCAGCGAGACCUGUCCACUCUACUGGAAGGUGGAUGGCUCAAUGAUGAGGUGAUGAACUUCUAUCUUUCCCUGGUUAUGGAGCGACGUUGUGGAGAAAGUGGAAGAUUAAAGGUGUACAGUUUUAGCACCUUCUUUUACCCAAAGCUGCGGGGUGCUGGGGGAGGAGGACAGUGUGGAGGACACGUGGCUGUGAAGCGAUGGACCAAGGCGGUUGACCUCUUUAUGUUUGACCUCAUCCUCGUCCCGCUGCAUCUUGGUGCCCAUUGGGCAUUAGCUGUGAUGGAUUUAAAGUCAAAGACUGUUAAAUCAUAUGACUCAAUGGGUCGGAAACAUGACGACAUCUGUGAUCUUUUACUUCUCUAUCUUAAAGAAGAGCACAAAGCAAAGAAAGGAAGGGAGCUUGACGGUGCCAAAUGGACCGUUGGAAGUCUGAAGGCUGGUGACAUUCCCCAGCAGACUAAUGGAAGUGACUGCGGUGUUUUUGUUUGUAAAUAUGCUGACUAUAUAGCAAAGGGAAAGCCCCUCACCUUCAAACAGUGCCACAUGCCUCUCUUCAGGAAGUUAAUGAUGUGGGAAAUCCUUAAUCAGAAGCUGCUAUAGAAGAUUACACCAUCAGAAGCAACAACAUCAACUUCGUUUUGAUCUCACAAACAAUUGUUGCAAUUGUUACUUCCAGAUAUUUGGAGUAAUAAAACACUAGUCUUAACUUUGUCUCCUUUUCUCCCAAAGGAGCAUAGAAACUAUGUUUAAUCUCUGAGUUCUAAUUGGAGAUGUUUUGCUGAAGAAAAUUGGUUGUGCACAAACUUUGGCACUAGUGAGUGAAUGACUUUUGACUUCACAUUAUUUUUUUUUUACAGCUUGAUGUACUGCUUGAAGUGCCUUUAUCCCGCUGGUGGAGCUCUGCAAAGAGCACGCUUUAUGGAGAGUUUGUUUGGUUUUUGCAACUUGACUGCAUUUUUGAGCAACUUGGCCCAGAAUGCAGAGAUGAUCCUGAUGGCCAUUUGUUUGAUUUAUUGAUUGAAGUAUGUAAAGAUAAUUAUAUUUAGUCACAAAACUGUUCUGAUGUGUAAAAUAUAAAUGAUGAAAAUAUUGAUAUACCUCCUAUUUUGCCUUUUGUCCAGAUAUAAAUUGCAUGUUUGCAAACUUGCUGUAAUAACAUUUGUUUAACAUUAUUUAUAACUUACCAAAUUAAAAAAAAAAAAAAGUUUGUUUGUGUGUGUUUAUAUGUAUGUUUCCUUCCAUAAUUGGAGUAUGACUUAUUUGUUCUCCCUAAUUUAGAGCAGGUACGAAACUUAAAAUUUUAGUGUACUUAAUAGGGAACUGCUGUACAAGCAUGUAUGUUAGUGCUCAUGCUUAAAAUGUGAUCCCAUCCCCCUCCUGUAAUAAAGUGUUUUUGUUGUU